AUGUUUCGGGACGAUGCCCCCAUUUUGAACCCUCACGACGGCGAAACACGCACAACAUGUCUUCCGUACGACCGCAAAGGAAAAGCAAAACAGGCAGAAAGGCAGAAAAGGCAGAAUCUUGUUGGAUCGGGCUGCCGCCAGCAGGUCCAGCCACUGACGGCGGAUGCGUUUAAACGCGUGACGGGCUUUGAAAAUGAGGCGGCGGGCGAAAAGACACUGCAAGGGGAGGUCGACUGA
Molecule: messenger RNA, 237 nt
Organism: Sporothrix schenckii 1099-18
Lineage: Eukaryota; Fungi; Ascomycota; Sordariomycetes; Ophiostomatales; Ophiostomataceae
Exons: 2
Coding region: 1-237 (78 amino acids)
Source: RefSeq, a predicted model, not a curated record